AGCUCAUAGUAGUUAUCUGUCAAAAUGUGAAUAAUUAUUGUUUGAUAUGUGUAUGAAUUAUUAAGUACAAAUUUUGUAGCAGCUAUAUAAUUUUCAUUAUGUCCUAUUCUAUCAAUAGAAGGCCUUUGCUAAAAGGUGCAUCGGAUAGUGAAUUUGAAGAUGAUUUAGAAACUGAGGCUGAUGAUCCAAAUAUUUCUGUUCCAGAUGCAAAACCAUUUUUAAAGCAAUAUGAACCUUGUGACAAAUAUAAUCUUACAUACAUUGUUUUUUAUAUACUUGGUAUGAAUACAUUAGUUCCUUGGAGCUUUCUCAUCACAGCUGAUGAUUAUUGGAUGUAUAAAUUUCGGGAAAUACAUGUAAAUUCUACGAAAGAUGUUAAUUACACCCAUUUAGAAAAUUUAGAAAAAAGAACUGACCUUCAAGCUAGUUUUACAUCGUAUUUAAGUGUUGCAAGUGCACUAUCAACUACAUUUUUUUUAAUUAUAAAUACAUUUAUGAGUAAAAAAGUUCCCUUAAGGAUAAGAAUGAUGGGCUCUCAAUGCACAAUAUUAUUAUUGUUCAUCUUGACAACAAUAUUUGUUAAAAUAAAUACAGAUAAAUGGCAAGAAACAUUUUUAUCAAUUACUUUAUCCACAGUGGUAUGUGUAAAUGCUGCAAGUGCAAUUUUUGGGGGAAGUUUAAUGGGUAUUGUUGGACGUUUUUCUCCAAAAUAUAUAACUGCUAUGCAAUGUGGACAAGCUCUUGGAGGAAUUAUUACUGCCAUAGCAGAAAUAUGUUCCUUAUGGAUUGGUGCUAGUCCUGUAGUUUCAGGCCUAGUUUAUUUUAUUAUUGGAGAUGUUAUAUUAUUUUUAUCUUUGGUGGCAUAUGUAAUGUUAGAAAAGACAAAAUUCUUUAAGCAUCAUACAGUAGAAAAAUUAUCCGAAAAUGUAGAGGCAGAUUUUUCGGUAACUGGGGAAGUAACUUUUCCACACGGCACUACAGUAUCUUACAUGCGUAUUAUUAAAAGAAUUUGGCAUUAUGGUAUUAGUAUACUUUUAGUAUCUUUUGUAUCUCUUUCUGUAUAUCCAGCACUUACUGUAUUAGUGGAAAGUCAGUAUAAAGGCAAAGGUUAUGCAUGGAAUGAUAUCUAUUUUGUACCUGUGGUGACCUACUUCAUUUUUGGUACUGGAGAUUUUGCUGGAAGAAUAUUAUCAGGUGUUUUUCAGUGGCCAAAACAUAAACCAUGGCAAGUUGUAUUUUUAAGUCUAAUAAGAGUUAUUUUUAUACCAGUUUUCACGUUUUGUAAUGCACAGCCACGAUAUCAUCUUCCUGUUUAUAUUCAUAGUGAUCUCUGUUACAUUUUAAUAACUAUAGUAUUUGCUAUCAGCAAUGGUUAUUUAUGUAAUUUGACAUUUAUUUUAACUCCUACAGUUGUAGAUUCACAAGAAAAGGAAAUUGCAUCUACCAUGAUGGGCGGAUUUCUUGGGAUGGGAUUAAUAUCAGGCGCUGCAUUCAGUUUGUUCAUGGUUAAAGCAAUUUAGUCACAAAGAAAAUAUAUAAAUGCAGGCAUUUAUGUCACUGCCCCCUGUAUAUUCAAAAUGAAUAGGACCACAGGACACGAUGUCCGAUCGUAUUGAAUGGAUGUAUUUAUUUUAUACAUCAUGACAAAAUUAAUGUUUCGCAUAUUGUAGUAAAUUAUUCUUUAAGUUUCUCUACAAUGAAAUUUGUCCAUUCCAUGAAUGUGUAAAAUAUUUUAUCUA
Eufriesea mexicana is the source of this 1739-nucleotide messenger RNA. RefSeq names its product Equilibrative nucleoside transporter 1 (gene Ent1). Lineage: Eukaryota; Metazoa; Arthropoda; Insecta; Hymenoptera; Apidae. Gene Ontology annotation, cellular component: plasma membrane. Gene Ontology annotation, molecular function: nucleoside transmembrane transporter activity. The record is from RefSeq and is a predicted model, not a curated record. The coding region runs from base 99 to 1520 and encodes 473 amino acids. Gene Ontology annotation, biological process: nucleoside transmembrane transport. The transcript has 10 exons.